Plutella xylostella (diamondback moth) is the source of this 4602-nucleotide messenger RNA. RefSeq names its product spindle orientation adaptor protein inscuteable (gene insc). Gene Ontology annotation, biological process: establishment of mitotic spindle orientation; asymmetric cell division; regulation of asymmetric cell division. Lineage: Eukaryota; Metazoa; Arthropoda; Insecta; Lepidoptera; Plutellidae. Gene Ontology annotation, molecular function: cytoskeletal adaptor activity. The record is from RefSeq and is a predicted model, not a curated record. Gene Ontology annotation, cellular component: apical cortex.
AUCGUGUUUAUUUAGUAUUCGAUAAACGUAAACGCAGCUAGCGAGUCGUGCGUGCGACGGCGGAGAGCGCGGCAGUAGCGCACAGUACAAUGGCCGGCGAAAAAACAAAUAUUCCCGCGAGUGCAUAGAAAAAAGUGUGAAUUGAAGAUACAAUAAGUACAGUGAAAUUUGUGCAUUAUUGUUUAUAUAACGAACAUACUUUUUGGACUUUAUUACGGAUUUGGUGAUUGUGUUUUCGGUAUUUUACGGGUGUCGCGAGUGAGUCCACAUCCGGUUUUCCGGGAAAGCUGCACUUGCUAGCCAGUCAGGAUGUCCAACUUCCAGCGGACGCGCAGCAAGGUCUGGUGGGGGGACUCGCCGCCCAGCAUAGGGAGUCCACUGCCGGACUGGAACAGGGAUAAUAAGGCUAAGGAGGAGCCGGACUGGGAGCCUCAGCUGCCGCAGUGGAUCGAGAAUGAGGCGCAGCCGCAGAGGAACAAUAGCGCCGACAAUAUCGCGCAGGCGAACGUGCCCUGGCCGCUCCGGCACGGCAGUCCCGGGAGCCAUAAAAGCCAAGACUCAGGGUUCUCAGACUCCGACAGCUCCCCGCCCCCCUCCCAGUACUACGCUACAGACAACAAUGACUCCAAAGUCAGUAAACAAUCAUCGAGUAGCAGCGAUUCCAAUAACAACGAAAAUAUUACUGUUAAGCAUAUUGUAGACUUUGAGAGCAAAGCUGAGAGCAAGGAUGAAGUCGACAAUGAGAGAACACCUGAUAUCACCGUUAAUUAUAUCGUUCCAACUAAAGCACCAGUGCCUAAACCCCGCCUACGGAGUAGCAGUGUCGUGCAAACAUCAUACGACUUGCAGAAUUACUACGCAAUGAAUCAUGAGCAGGAACAUAAGAAGCUGCUCAAAGAUAUUCAGGAAGUCGAAUGUGAUAUGAACCAAACUGUACCGAAAGCAGAGCCUAGGUAUCCCGCUCCUAGACUUAUCAAUAAGAACAAAUCUAACAAAGAAAAUACAAUCAGUGAGAAUACUAACAUAACAAAAAUAGGAAAUAAAAUAGAGAUAAAAAUCACGCCACCAAAUAAUAUUAGCAACAAAGAAAAUACUCCAAACAAAGGUGCAAUAGAGAAAGAAACCAAAGAAAUAGCUGUAGAAGACGAUACCAUCAUAAGCCCUUCAAAGAAGUAUCCACCCAAGAAGUCAUUUGUUGCUAGUAAGAAUAGUACUAUUACAAGUAAAGUGGCUGUAGUGAAAGACCUGGAUACGAGUAAAAAUAAGUCUGAUGAAAGUCUAGAAUACAUAAAGUUAGCAGAUAACAAUGUGAUAGCUGUCAAUAAUCAACCCAGUGUCCGUUCGCCAAUAUCGAAUAUCUCAUAUGUACCUACUGAAAGAACAUCUUCAAAAACUAAAGCUGAGUACAGGAGAAGUCUUUCUCAUGAAGAGAAUGUUCCCACACCAAUAACACCGAAAUUUCAACGAAACAGGUUAAAUAAAUCACUAAACUUUGAAGCUCAAAGAUUAGAUCAACAAAUUCUUGACAUACAAGAAGGAUAUCAUUCCCUAGAAUACAUAGAUGAAGAUCCCAAAAUUAAUAUUAAGAAUGUGAAGGAAAUUCAUCAGCCAUCUACAGCUAUACUUGGAAAAAAUAUUAUGGAUAGCCUUCAUUUAAAACCUACAAAGAAAGUAGGUCCUAAAGCUAAGCAACGAACAAAGAUUUUCUCCUCAAAGAAAGACAAAGUGGAUAUUGCUGAAUCUUACGCUGGAGGCAUCUUGGAAGGGAGCCGAGUGCCAUCUCUUGGCCUCCCGAGGGUUUCAGAACACAAUUCAUGGGUCAUAGUCGGCCAUCCCGAACCGGAAAUGCUCAUUCCAAACUAUACCGAAAGGCUAAUAGACAUAGGUACUAUUCCAAAAGAAAAAGAUGAUACUAACUUUGAUAUCAAGAAACUACCACCCCCACCUCAAUUCCAAGACAAACAGAAGACACCUUAUAAAACAGACUCAAAGAACGACAAAGAUUUAACACACGACUCAAAAAGGGAGAAGUUAAAGGAUGAUGACUUCAAAGAUAUGAACUUUACAGACGUGCAAUUAAACUUAGCUUGUACAUCGACGCCAAAAAUGUUAGCCCCUCACGAAUUUAUGGGCGAUAUGCGAACUCCAAAAAGCACUACCAAGAAUACUCGUAGAAUAAAUCUUUUAGACAACUUUAACGGGGUAGUAUUGAAUAGCCAGGACGAGCUACUGUACAGAGAGAGGAGCAUAGACCAAACGGCUUUGGAGCGUCUUUGCGAGAGGAAGCCAGAACCAGUGCAGCAUUGGCUUUGUGACCUCGUCGGUGCUUGUGAGAACGAGUGUAUGACCACACUGCAGAGCAAGCCGCUAGGGGCUGAGAUGAAGGCCUUGGUCUCUGCCAGCUCAGCCACCAUCACCGGAAAUAUCAAGAAGGUCCAGACGCACGGACAAAUCAUCGUGCACCAGUACAGUGAUGUCAUCAGGCAAAUAGAUACCAAGAACAUAAGCGAAGAUCAGAUAUGUCUUCUGAUAGCGAACAUCAACGAAUUCGUGCUGACUCACAGCAUAACAUUGAACACGAAGCCUCCGGGAGAGACCCCGGAGCGGUGGGACAAGAUCAAGAAGUCCUUACAGAAGUAUCUAGAGAAGCUCAUCGAGAUUGGCGACGAUGUUAAGAUCGAGCUAAACGAAAGUUUACCACAAUGGGACGUGGUAAUGAAGCACCUGGAUGGCUUGAUUGGAAUCUUCAUUGAGACCACCAAAGCUGUUUUGGUCCAGCAAAUGAAGACCUUAGUCUCCAUAAUCGAAGAACCACCGUCCGACAUGAUCUUGAAGAGUACCCUUACAUCAAUUGGACAUUUAGCCAUGUUGGCGGAAACUACUGAAAGUUCCCUGCACGAGAAAUGUUUGGAGAUUGUGAAGAGUAUAACCGAAUUGCCGUUCGUGGAUUGUGGAGUGCCGAGGGCUCUGUUGACCGCCAUUAUUGAAAGCAACAAGAGUUCCAUCAAAGCUCUGUCUCUACGAGCACUGGCAACGAUUUGCGUCAACGGUGAUGCCGUCAAGCAAUUUGAAGAGGGCGGCGGAAUAGAGAUCCUGUCAGACAUACUCUCGGACCGAUCGAACCCGGAACCUCAGAUGCGGGAAGCCAUCACCGUACUCACACAGAUUACGGCGCCGUGGCUACGAGGUCACUACGAUCUCACCCAAAUGCAUCUAUACUUGGACUCUAUUGUUGAUAACAUUACUGGAAUCCUAUCCCGGACUUCUUGCUGCCAACUGCUGCUACUCUGUACCGCGUGCCUAGUGAACCUGGUGCGAGAGCUGGAGCUGGAGAGGAAGGAGGGGGAGGGGAGGGAGGGGUCCGACGUGGUGGAGGCCAUCACGAAGCAUAGGACUGUGGAGCGACUGUUGGAUGCUGUGAAGCGCAGAGGACCGAAUAUCUCGGUGUUUUUGCAGGAGCAAACAGCGUCACUACUGGCGUCUCUUUCCCGCAUCGCCCGCUGCGUACUGCUGCUGUCUCGCCUGUCUUCCGUCUCUGUUGCACUCGUGUGCUUCACUCGGGCGUCUCCGGCGCAACGGCCGAGGGCUGCCGAGCUCCGAGCGCAAGCCAGGCUUCACUGCCACGCCGCUGAGGCUAUCUCUAGGCUAUGCGUGAUACCCGACGUGGCGCAGCAGAUCGUGCAACUAGAAGGCGUUCCGCAUCUUAUCCGCCUGGUUAGGAUGCAAAGGAAACGCCCCCAAGACGACGUCAACCCAGACCAAACGCUCAUACACUGCCUCAAGGCGUUAAGGACCAUAUUCAAGCACCACCAAAGCGCAUUUCUAGAGUAUGAGAAAGACGUCGAAGAAAUGAUCCGACCACAUCUGAUGGAAUCCCUUAUGCUCUUCUCCGCUAAACAAGAGAGUUAUGUUUAAUUUUGUUGGAUUAUACCUGCAGUUUUACUUGUGUAUAACGUUAGUAUGUAAGACAGAAAAUCGCUCUUAGAUUUGACAGAGGCUUCUAUAUUACUCGUUAUUAACUAUAGUAUACUCAGUGUUUCCAUAUUUAUAGUUAUACGAUUAGGCUAAGUUAUAUGAAAUGGCCAUAUACUUUCACUUAAAAUAAAUUUAAGUGGCUUUGUAUAUAAAGACUGCGUAUUUAAAAGGCUAAUUUAUAUUCUAGCAUUGUAUAGUGCUUUGUAUGUAGCCGUAUUUAUAUGCUAUAUUAGUUAUAAGUUUUUUUUUUCUAUUUUUGUGCUAAUAAAUUUGCUUGAUGAAAUUUAUCCUUAAGUUUACUCUGGGGCCAUACUUAUUUAUACUAGUCCUUUUUGAUUGCAAGUACGAAGUUACUUUUCUUUUUUAUACCACCAUUUAAGUAUUUAAGUUGAAACUACCUACUUAGAAGUGAAUCUACUGUUGUUGAUUAUCGCAAACAUUUUUCAUUUAAAUUUUAUGUGAAAAUUACAGAAUUCAUUUACUAUACAUGUUACUUUUUGUAUAAUAUAUCUCUAGUUUUAAGUGGAAAUAUACUCUGUAUAAACUUUUUGCAUAGAAAUUCGUAGACCUUAGCAGUUAUCUCACUGCAAUGUUAUUUGUUUACAAAAUAAAGUAUACUAGACAUUA